Molecule: messenger RNA, 532 nt
Organism: Rosa rugosa (rugosa rose)
Lineage: Eukaryota; Viridiplantae; Streptophyta; Magnoliopsida; Rosales; Rosaceae
Exons: 2
Coding region: 152-532 (126 amino acids)
Source: RefSeq, a predicted model, not a curated record
ACCUUGUAGUUGUCAUCUCCCAGUUUCAUUUGCCAAAAUCCCUUGACGAGGCACGAUCAAGCCUAACGAAUAUCCCAAAGACAAGACAGUUUGUCAACAUUUACAUCAUUAAUGGGAUCCAUGAAUUCGAUUUAACCCUGGAUGAGUGAGGAUGUCCCAACCUGCUCCUGAGGUGUCCUACAGUUGUGGGUCUUGUGGUUACCCUUUGCAUUUGUCAUCUGCAAAUCGUACUGCAUCUGGUUCUGGGAUAGGCUCUGACUAUCAGAAAUCUGUCAAGAAAGGUUUUAUUUCCUUCCUUACGGUUGAUCUAAGUCGGUUCACGCAGGUUGAUGAGGUAAACUGUUUUCCCGUCUCUUGGGGUCGCUAUCGAUCAAAGACUAAGCUCCUUUGCCGCAAAUGUGGAGUUCAUAUUGGUUAUGGAUAUGGAGACUCAUCUGUUCUUUGUGGUUUUGACUCUCCCACAUUGUCUACUUCAGCUUAUAGAAAGUUCACUGUGAGAAUUCGAGCUUUACAGCCCUCUGAAGAGUGCUAA